GGGCGGGUCCGCAGCUGGCGGCGCCCGGGCCCCGGGCGGGGGCUGUGGCAGCAGCUGCAGCAGCGGCGGCGGCAGCAGCGCCAGGAGCUGCUGCAGCAGAGGCGGAGGCUGCUCCUGGACGCGUCCGGGCCGCGCAGCCGGAGCCGCAGCCCGGAGGCGCCGGGCGGUGCGCUGGGUGCUGCUGCUGCCCGCCCGCCGCCGCCUGGGCCGCCGCUGCCACCUGGGCCCCAGCUGCCAUCCGCGCCCCCGUCGACCCCGCCCGCGUGUGCGCCCCAGCCUGGACGCCGUCCCCGGCCGGGUCUCCACUUCUCGGCCGCACCUUCCAUGACGGCGCCCGCGGGAAGAUGGCUGCGAAGGGCGCGCACGGCUCCCACCUGAAGGUGGAGAGCGAGCUGGAGCGCUGCCGCGCCGAGGGCCACUGGGACCGCAUGCCAGAGCUGGUCCGGCAGCUGCAGACGCUGAGCAUGCCCGGCGGCGGGGGCGGCCGGCGAUCCAGCCCGAACCCCGCGUUCACCUCCCUGGACACCGAUGACUUUGGGAAAUUGCUGCUGGCCGAGGCGCUCUUAGAGCAGUGUUUGAAGGAGAACCAUGCCAAAAUAAAAGACUCCAUCCCUUUGCUGGAGAAGAAUGAGCCCAAGAUGAAUGAAGCCAAAAAUUAUCUCAGCAGUGUCCUUAACCACGGGAGACUGUUGCCGCAGUACAUGUGCGAGGCCAUGCUGAUCCUGGGCAAGCUGCAUUACGUGGAGGGCUCGUACCGAGACGCCAUCAGCAUGUACGCGCGGGCCGGGAUUGAUGACAUGUCCUUGGAGAACAAGCCCCUGUAUCAGAUGCGGCUGCUGUCGGAGGCUUUUGUCAUCAAAGGCCUCUCCCUGGAACGCCUACCCAACUCCAUCGCCUCCCGCUUCCGCCUGACCGAGAGGGAGGAGGAAGUGAUCGCCUGUUUCGAGAGGGCCUCCUGGAUCGCUCAGGUGUUCCUGCAGGAAUUGGAGAAGACCACAAAUAACAUCACAUCGAGGCAUCUGAAAGGCUCUCACCCGGUUGACUAUGAGCUCACCUACUUCCUGGAAGCUGCCCUGCAGAGCGCCUACGUGAAAAACCUGAAGAAGGGGAACGUCGUGAAGGGCAUGAGAGAGCUCCGGGAGAUUCUCCGGAGUGUGGAGACCAAAGCAACUCAGAACUUCAAAGUGAUGGCGGCCAAGCACCUGGCGGGGGUCCUGCUGCACUCCCUGAGCGAGGAAUGCUACUGGAGUCCCCUGUCCCACCCUCUGCCCGAGUUCAUGGGCAAGGAGGAGAAUUCCUUCGUCACCCAGGCCCUGCGGAAACCUCACCUCUAUGAAGGAGACAACCUCUACUGCCCCAAGGACAACAUCGAAGAAGCCCUCCUGCUCCUCCUCAUCAGUGAGUCCAUGGCAACUCGGGACGUGGUGCUGAGCCGGGUGCCAGAGCAGGAGGAGGACCGGACGGUGAGCCUGCAGAAUGCUGUGGCCAUCUAUGACCUCCUGAGCAUCACACUGGGCAGGAGGGGGCAGUACGUCAUGCUCUCAGAGUGCCUGGAGCGAGCCAUGAAGUUUGCGUUUGGAGAAUUUCACCUUUGGUACCAGGUGGCCCUCUCCAUGGUGGCUUGUGGCAAGUCGGCCUAUGCCGUGUCGCUGCUGCGGGAGUGCGUGAAGCUGCGGCCCUCAGACCCCACCGUACCCCUGAUGGCCGCCAAGGUCUGCAUCGGGUCCCUGCACUGGCUGGAGGAGGCGGAGCGCUUUGCCAUGAUGGUGAUCGGUCUCGGGGAGGAGGCUGGGGAGUUCCUCCCCAAGGGCUACCUGGCGCUGGGUCUCACCUACAGCCUGCAGGCCACCGACGCCACCCUGAAGUCCAAGCAAGAUGAACUGCACCGAAAGGCACUGCAGACGCUGGAGAGAGCCCAGCAGCUGGCGCCCAGUGACCCCCAGGUCAUCCUCUACGUCUCCCUGCAGCUGGCCCUUGUGCGACAGAUCUCCAGCGCCAUGGAGCAGCUGCAGGAGGCCCUGAAGGUGUGCAGGGACGACGCCCAUGCCCUCCACCUGCUAGCGCUGCUCUUCUCUGCCCAGAAGCACUACCAGCACGCCCUGGACAUCGUCGACAUGGCCAUCAAUGAGCACCCCGAGAACUUCAACCUGAUGUUCACCAAGGUGAAGCUGGAGCAGGUACUGAAAGGCCCGGAGGAAGCCCUCAUGACCUGCAGACAGAUGCUGCAGCUGUGGCAGACCCUGUACAGCUUCUCCCAGCUGGGAGGCCUGGAAAAGGACGGCAGCCUCGCCGAGGGCCUCACAAUGAAGAAGCAGAGUGGCAUGCACCUGACCUUGCCCGAUGCCCACGACGCAGACUCUGGCUCCCGGCGAGCGUCGUCCAUCGCAGCCUCCCGGCUGGAGGAGGCCAUGUCGGAGCUGACCAUGCCCUGUUCGGUCCUGAAGCAGGGCCCCAUGCAGCUGUGGACCACGCUGGAACAGAUCUGGCUCCAGGCUGCUGAGCUGUUCAUGGAGCAGCAGCACCUCAAGGAGGCAGGUUUCUGCAUCCAGGAGGCGGCGGGCCUCUUCCCCACCUCUCACUCGGUGCUCUACAUGCGGGGCCGCCUGGCCGAGCUGAAGGGCAACUUGGAGGAGGCCAAGCAGCUGUACAAGGAGGCGCUCACAGUGAACCCGGACGGCGUGCGCAUCAUGCACAGCCUGGGUCUGAUGCUGAGCCGGCUGGGCCACAAGAGCCUGGCCCAGAAGGUGCUUCGGGACGCCGUGGAGAGGCAGAGCACCUGCCAUGAGGCGUGGCAGGGCCUGGGCGAGGUGCUGCAGGCCCAGGGCCAGAACGAGGCCGCCGUCGACUGCUUCCUCACCGCGCUGGAGCUGGAGGCCAGCAGCCCCGUGCUGCCCUUCUCCAUCAUCCCCAGAGAGCUCUGACGGCAGCCGCAGGAAGGGGCUGCCUGUGCGAGCUGGCAGGAGCAGGCAGGCAGCUGGGGAUCCGGGGGACAGUGGCAUUCAGGUGUGGGGCCUCAGGGAAAUACAUCUCUAGUGAACACUUCUGCAGGCUGCGGCCCUGGUUCUCCCCUGGCUGGGCCAAGAGGGUCUUCCCAGAUUGCUUCCUGGGUGCCUUGGGAGACAGUCUGGCUUGAACCCUAA
This is a messenger RNA of Lemur catta (Ring-tailed lemur), 3140 nucleotides long. It is a transcript of the gene TTC7A, whose product is annotated as tetratricopeptide repeat domain 7A. The transcript is spliced from 20 exons. Bases 345 to 2921 code for a protein of 858 amino acids. Lineage: Eukaryota; Metazoa; Chordata; Mammalia; Primates; Lemuridae. The record is from RefSeq and is a predicted model, not a curated record. Gene Ontology annotation, molecular function: protein binding. Gene Ontology annotation, biological process: phosphatidylinositol phosphate biosynthetic process; protein localization to plasma membrane. Gene Ontology annotation, cellular component: plasma membrane.